CAAUGAGAGGAGCCCGCAGGCCUCGACUUGGCGUUUGGCUUAUAAAAGAGGCGGAGGUAGACCUGCUUGUCAGUCGGUUUGUUGUUGUUCCGUCUGGUAGAAAGGAGAAGGGAUUGUGCAAGUGUGCGAUUUAAAAACCAGGAAACGAGACAGAGAGAGGUUGAAUCUGAUGGAGCUUCAGCAGCCGUAACUGACGGGUUAGAAGAAGACUUUUUUUUUUUUGCCAAACUGAGGUCCGUUGAGGGUGAAAACAGAGCCGUGCCAAACCUUCUCUGAGCAGUGGAGAGGUCAUCCUUGGACACUGCAAUGAGAGAAGAGGUGUCCUGCACCAACUCCCCUGAAGGAGGGCUGGGGGCCAGCGAGGAGGAGCUGGAGAGAGCGUCCAAAAAGACCCUCCAAGCGGGAAAUCGAAAACGCUCGCCUUAUCCAAAGAAGGACGGCCUGAGUCAGACGGAGGAGAGCAGCACCGGCAGCCUGCUGCCGACCGGGCCGAAGCGAAUCAAGAAGAGUCCCUCCGCCAUCGUGACGCUGGCUCCCUCGUCCCUGGGGCCCAGGCCGGAGGCUCCCUUCGAGGAGCUCCACUCCCAGCGCGUCAUCGCCAAUGUCCGGGAGCGCCAGCGCACGCAGUCCCUGAACGACGCCUUCGCCUCGCUACGCAAGAUCAUCCCCACGUUACCCUCCGACAAGCUGAGCAAGAUCCAGAUCCUGAAGCUGGCCUCACGCUACAUCGACUUCCUGUACCAGGUGCUGCAGAGCGACGAGAUGGACGCCAAGCUGGCCAGCUGCAACUACCUGGCCCACGAGAGACUCAGCUACGCCUUCUCCGUCUGGAGGAUGGAGGGCGCCUGGGCCAUGUCCACCAGCCACUAGGACCCCAACAAACCUCUGUCACACACCCUCCUGUGUCCACACCUGCACCCUCUCAACCUCUGUCUGCGUUUGAACCCACUUCCUGACCUCUGACCUGCCAUACUGUCCCUCAUUGGUCUGAUCACAACCUUUUCAUCUAAAACCUUUGCUUAAACUUCUGAUCCCGCAGAACCCUCUGUGCUGCAUGACGGCUCACUGCCUUUUUUAUAUUUUUACAGCUGCAUUUAAAUCUUUGCUAACCUCCACACCUGUCCACCUCCCCCCACACACAAACACACACACACACAAACACUCACACACACACACACACAAACAAUGUUUCCACUUCUCUUCCUUGACUGCCCCAAAGUAUUGUCCGGAGCAGCAACUUCAAUGCAGCUCCACAGGUAAGGCCAAAACACACACACACACACACACACACACACAC
Austrofundulus limnaeus is the source of this 1297-nucleotide messenger RNA. RefSeq names its product twist-related protein 2. The coding region runs from base 307 to 870 and encodes 187 amino acids. NCBI's taxonomy places the organism in Eukaryota, Metazoa, Chordata, Actinopteri, Cyprinodontiformes, Rivulidae. The record is from RefSeq and is a predicted model, not a curated record. Gene Ontology annotation, molecular function: protein dimerization activity; DNA-binding transcription factor activity, RNA polymerase II-specific; RNA polymerase II transcription regulatory region sequence-specific DNA binding. The transcript has a single exon. Gene Ontology annotation, biological process: developmental process; regulation of transcription by RNA polymerase II.